AUGGAGAAGAGCGCCAGCAAUUGGGGGGUGGCUGCUGUCCCGGACUCGUGGAACUUCAAGCCGAACGAGAGGCUCCUGGGCCUGAUGUCGCUCUCGGUGCGCGGCGUGCUGGCCAGGAUCAAGGCCGAGAUGGUUGCGGCAGGCGGCGGCGGCGGGAGGCCGGUGAUCCCGAUGGGCCACGGCGACCCGUCGGCGUUCCCGUGCUUCCGGACGGCGCCGGAGGCCGUGGACGCCGUCGCCGGCGCGCUCCAGUCCGGGGAGUACAACUCCUACUCCACUUGCGUUGGCCUUGAGCCCGCACGGAGGUCCAUUGCGCAGUACUUAUCACGUGAUUUGCCAUAUGAAUUGUCACUUGAUGAUGUCUACCUCACAAACGGCUGUGCUCAGGCAAUUGAGAUAAUCUGCUCUGUGUUAGCUCGUCCGGGUGCCAACAUCUUGCUCCCAAGGCCUGGCUACAAGUUCUAUGAGGCGCGCGCUGUUUUCAAUGGCAUGGAAGUCCGGUACUACGAUCUUCUACCUGGGAAAGACUGGGAGGUUGACACUGAUGGCGUCCAAGCUCUUGCUGACAAGAAUACUGUUGCCAUUGUCAUUAUCAACCCAGGAAACCCUUGUGGCAAUGUGUACUCCUAUGAGCACCUGGCCAAGGUUGCUGAGACCGCGCGUAAACUUGGCAUAUUUGUCAUAGCAGAUGAGGCUUAUGCACACUUGACAUUUGGAGAGAGGAAAUUUGUGCCGAUGGGUGUGUUUGGGGCUGUGGCUCCAGUGAUCACACUGGGGUCAUUAUCGAAGAGAUGGCUGGUGCCCGGUUGGCGGCUUGGAUGGAUUGUUACCAAUGAUCCUAGUGGUGUAUUUCAGAGAACCAAGGUAGCCGCUAGCAUUAGGACCUACCAUUAUAUCUGCUCUGAUCCUACAACAUUUGUUCAGGGAGCAGUUCCAAACCUCCUGGAGAACUCAAAGGAGGAGUUCUUCCAAAAAACCAUCAAAAUUCUCAAAGAAAGUGCAGAUAUAUGCUGGGAAAAGCUAAAUGGCAUCAACGGAGUCACAUGCCCAAGCAGACCAAUGGGAUCCAUGUUUGUAAUGGUGAAGCUGGAUCUGUCCUGCCUGCAGGACAUCAAAGAUGACAUGGACUUCUGCUGCCGGCUGGCAAAGGAAGAAUCAGUUGUUGUUCUGCCAGGACGUGUUGUGGGAUGCAAGGAUUGGCUCCGGAUCACCUUUGCAAUUGAUCCGUCCUCUCUCGAAGACGGCCUUGACAGGCUCAAGUCCUUCUGCCUGCGACACAGCAAGCCAGCACAGUGA
Molecule: messenger RNA, 1296 nt
Organism: Miscanthus lutarioriparius
Lineage: Eukaryota; Viridiplantae; Streptophyta; Magnoliopsida; Poales; Poaceae
Source: the annotation of a GenBank genome assembly